AUGAAGACUGUUGCCCUUGGUGCCGUUGCUUUGGCUUUGGCUCUCACGGCUUCUGCGCAGGACAUUACGAGCUUGCCUGUGUGUGCUCAAUCUCCAAUCCUAACUGCAUUCAGCGCCUCCGGGUGUGGUUUGACGGAUAUUGCAUGUGUCUGCAAUAAUACUGAAUUCAUCAACGGCUUGGUGCAAUUGAUUCCAAGCGUGUGUACGGCAGCUGAAGUUACAGCCACUAUCGAUUUUGCUGUCUCUCUGUGCGCGUCGUAUGGGGUGACUCUGAACCUGCCAGACACAUCCGGUGGAUCAGCUUCCACCACCCCUGCUAUAACCAGUGAAUUGACACCGCCUACUACUGCAACGGCCGAACCAACACCCACGAGCUCCAUUACCGUUUCCAGCAGUACAGCCGUGGUUGAGAGCACAAACUCGCCCACAACAACCCAGACCCCUGAAGUGAGCAGCAGCACAUCUUCCAGCGUACCUGCACAAUACACGGGCGCCGGAAGCAAGAUCAACACCGUCGUCGUGUCAGCCUUAUUCGGUGUUGUGGCGCUCACUGUUGCCGCUACAAUCUAA
Exophiala spinifera is the source of this 570-nucleotide messenger RNA. RefSeq lists its product as uncharacterized. The coding region runs from base 1 to 570 and encodes 189 amino acids. The transcript has 3 exons. NCBI's taxonomy places the organism in Eukaryota, Fungi, Ascomycota, Eurotiomycetes, Chaetothyriales, Herpotrichiellaceae. The record is from RefSeq and is a predicted model, not a curated record.